This is a messenger RNA of Chenopodium quinoa (quinoa), 1320 nucleotides long. RefSeq lists its product as uncharacterized. Bases 778 to 1320 code for a protein of 180 amino acids. Lineage: Eukaryota; Viridiplantae; Streptophyta; Magnoliopsida; Caryophyllales; Amaranthaceae. The record is from RefSeq and is a predicted model, not a curated record. The transcript is spliced from 6 exons.
GUCUCUUUGUUUUUAUUAUUUUUUUAAUCUAAAUUUUUUUUAUGAUUACUUAUAUCCUAGUAUCACGUGUACAUACACUAGUAUCAAAUAACUAAGAAGCAAAAAAGAAAUAUUGUGUUUUUUUCUCAAAAAAAAUAAAAAAAAAAGAAAUAUUAAGUAAUUUUUUUUAUUAAAAAAAAUAAAAAUAAAAAAGACUACUUCACGUGUACUACUAACUUGAGGAAACGUGUACUAUACUACUAACUUAGAGUUUUAGACUAACACAUCCUCAUUAAAAAAAAUAAAAAAUUAAACUAAGGGGCUAAAAGGGGUUUCUACUUGGUAGUAGCAGUUCAUAGUUUCAUCUUCUUCCUCCAAUAAUCCAAACCCUUGAAAUUCCAUGGCUUCCUUCCCAAGUUUUUCACUACCUUAUUAGAGGCGGUCGUUUUCAAGAUUGUGUUCACCAUCAUCUACUUUGUAAGGCCGUCACUAUCGUGAAGUUUACAAAGCCACCACCAUCUGAAGAGUACUCGAGCCACGACUAUCAACCACUCCGUUUGUUCAGGCGAUUGUACGAGCCAUAAUACAAGGAAUUGCACUACUUUGAUCGAUUUCCCGCCACAACCAGAAACCCCUUAUUCUUUUUAAGAUUCAAGUUGUGAGGAGAGAGGUCGUACUGUACUUAAGAAGGUGGGGAAGACUAUCCAUGCUGGCACCCAAAUCCCAUUGCAAUGUUAUCCAAGUAAAAGAAUUCCCACAGGUGAACACAAGAUUCAUUUUUCCACCUACAUCGGUGUAAUGGCACGUGAAAGAAUAAGCAUUUCCUACAAAGAUUGGCAUGAAGUUCCAACAGGAGUGUUAGAUGAAGUUUAUGGAUUUAUAUCGAAGGGGUUUUAUGUUCCUGAGAAUCACAAAGGUUAUGUACUAUCACGAGCAUCGAUUCGAUGGAAAGCUUUCAAGACUAGAUUAAGAACCAAGUGGUUGUAUAAAAAAGAUAAAACACUUCGUCAAAAGCCACCACACAAGUAUCCUUUUAUACAUGAAUCGGAUUGGGAUACCUUUGUUCAAAUCUGCACUUCUGAUGAAUUCAAGGAAUUGAGUGAAAAGAAUCGUGAAAAAGCAAAGAAGAAAUCCUCAAGUUAUCGUUGUGGUAGACUUGGGUACCAAUAUUUUGAAGAGGAGAUUGAAAAAGAACUUGAAAAGCAAGGAGUCCAUGUGUCACAAGUGCCACGACAUCUAAAAUGGAUUAAAGCUCAUUCUCAUGUCAAAGAUGGAGUUAUAACAUUUGAUAAUCUUGCUGAUAAAGAAAUCCAUGAUGCAAUAGUAAGAGAGUAUCUUUAA